AUGUCCAAAUCAAUCGUCAACCGCACCCCCUACCCCUUCUCCUUCCCCCCUCCAUCAAACAACUCCCCUUCAUUCCCAAACACCCGCGGCCGUCUCCCCAGCCUACAAGCCUCCCGUCUACGCACGAUGGUCCUAGACGCGCACACCGACCCAACCAAGAUCCUCGCCCAUGUAUGCAGCUACGAUGCCCUGACCUCGAAACUGUGUCAGGACGCCGGCUUCCCAGUUGUGUUUCUGGCCGGGUACGCAAUGGCGAGUUCGCUCGCCCUGCCCGACACAGGGUACAUUGCCUUCCAGGAAGUCGCGGCCCGGAUCCAGGAGGUUGUGCGUGCUGUUGAUGUGCCUGUUCUGGCGGAUGGGGAUACGGGGUAUGGAGGGCCGAUGAAUGUUAGGAGGACUGUGCAGGGGUUCGCACACGCAGGUGCAGCGGGGGUUAUGAUUGAAGACCAGACCUGGCCUAAACGAUGCGGGCAUACAAAAGGUAAGUCCGUGGUAAGCCGGUCCGAAGCAUACGCACGGUGGCGCGCAGCAGUCGACGCCCGAAACGAAGGGCUAGACAUCUGGAUCCUGGCACGGACAGACUCGUUCAUCCACGGAUACGACGAGGCACUGACGCGGGCUCGUGAGGCUAUUGCCAUCGGCGUGGACUGUGUCUUUGUUGAAGCACUGCCUGAUAAAGAGACCAUGGCGAGGCUGCGUACGGACCUGGAUUUCCCUGUCUUCGGGAAUAUCAUCGAGGGAGGCAAGACGGAGAAUGUUUCGGCCAAGGAGCUGGGGGAGAUUGGGUAUAGUGCUGUUGCGUAUCCGUGGACGCUUGUGGCUGCGAAGUUGAGGAGUGUGAGGGAGGCGCUGGAGGGGAUUAAAGACAGCUUCUUGGUCGGUGGACCGCCGGUUGUGCUGGGGUAUGAGGAGGUGUGUGAAGGGGUUGGGUUUAACAAGUAUUAUGAGGUUGAGGAGAGAUAUCAGUAUGAGGGCUCGACGACGGGGAGUAGGGGGUAUCAGUGGUAGUAUUUCUAGGGUAGGGU
Molecule: messenger RNA, 1025 nt
Organism: Aspergillus versicolor CBS 583.65
Lineage: Eukaryota; Fungi; Ascomycota; Eurotiomycetes; Eurotiales; Aspergillaceae
Product: isocitrate lyase/PEP mutase family protein
Exons: 3
Coding region: 1-1008 (335 amino acids)
Molecular function (GO): catalytic activity
Source: RefSeq, a predicted model, not a curated record